UUCAGAUCCCUGCAACCACACAGUAGCCAUGGCUGCUUGCCCUAAAAACCUUGUCAUGGCUGGUUGCUCCUCGCCGUAAUGCACGCUGUAGGACGUAUUAGCGGUUUAGUCUAUGGGAAAGGAGGCUGUCAUGAUAGCGGUCGUGAGGUCUCGGUGCUACGGCGUGGGAGGCGGUGAUGAUGUUUUCUCUUGGCUCGGCUGUCUCCGUUCAGAUACGCCGCCUGGUGCAGGGGAUCACCGAUAGCAACCAUAAGGCCGUCGUUUCUGAGCUUAGUCAGCUUGCAGAGGUCGCGGGAGACGAGGCGAAUCAGCUUAUUCUUCGUUCCUGCCUGGGCGUUCUCUUUAGCGACGACCAAGGCGGCGAUCAAAGCGUGGAAUUAAAGCAUCACCUCUUAGCAUCCGUACUAGAGUGCUUUUCCUGUAGAUCGGAUUUCCCGACAACCGUAGCUCUAGCUUUAGGACAUUUCUCGGAGCCUUACAAGGGUUUCUUGAAGAUCUCUCUAGCGAUUAUCAAUCUCCCGGUCGCUGUUCAGCUCCGCUUAGGCGUUGGUCUUGCUGACGUGGGUUUUCCGUUUUGGAAGGAGGAAGCUCUUGACCUGAUCGACUGCGUGAUUGGCGGAUUGCCUGAAAGCGAAGUUUCCGCAUUGCAAGGCGAUUUGUUCUGGAGCGUGUUUCUGACGUGCUCGUCGUAUCCGAAGCUCAAGGAGCACUGCCUUAUCUUGGAGGAAUCGCUCUGCUGGCGGCUUAGCAGAGACCCAUUCCCGAUCUACCUCCUUCCGUUCCUAGGAAAAGGCAGUCCACUCGGGAAGGAUUUCAGUGACCUGCCUCGGGAUUGGUCUUCCUUCGUAAACUCCAUCAUGGCAUCCUCUUCUGGUUCGGGUUCGGGUUCGGGUUUGGGUUCCGGUUCGGGUUCCAAGGCGAGGGACAUGGCAUCGGCGAUGGAGGAGCUAGGGUUUGGCUGCACGGACACGGUGGAGCGGUGCAGAGCGGUGCUGAAGGAGCACAGCGGGAACGGCAUCAGUGAGGCGGAUGUGGCGCGGAUUUUGGGGGUGGUCGCUAAGGGAUCGAUGGAGACCCGCGGUGGUGCUGGCUCUGGGCCGCUCACGUUUUGGAAUGUAGACGUGCUGGUUGAAGCCAUCUUACAGCUGGCGCCGAGGCUGAGCUGGUCGUCGGUGAUCAACCACCUGGACUACCCGGGCUUCCUCGUUAAGGACCACAAGGGCUUCAGCUCGCUCGUGCUCAUGCACGCCAAGGCCACCAAGGAGCUCUUCCCCCUGGCCCCCGUGUGCGGCAAGCUGUGGGCCAACACGGAAGGACAACUCUCCUUCCUCCGCCAUGCCGUCUCCGCGCCCCCCGAGGUCUUCACCUUCGCGCAUUCCGCCCGCCAAACGCCCCCCAUGGACAACCUCCACGGCCACAAGCUCCCCACCGGCACGCCCAACUGCGCGUGGGUCUCCCUAGACCUCCUAGAGGUUCUCUGCAGGAUAGGGGAGACUGGGCGGAAGGCAGAGGUGCUGGAGGUGCUGGUGUACCCCAUAAAGCACUGCCCGGAGGUGCUUAUAGUGGGUCUCGCGCAGGUGAAGACGCCCGGCGGGGGUGUGAUUCAAAGGGAGGUGCUCGGCGCGCUGGUGCCGCUGUAUCUGGCGAAUAACCCGAACUCGAGCAUUGUGCUGCAUGCGCUGUGGGCGGGGAGCAAGGAGGUGGUGAUGCAGGCGAUGGUGGGCGUGCAUGCCAGCGACCCCACCACUGUGGCGCGCCUGCUCGACGUGUGCCAGGACCUCAAGGUUCUCUCUGUGGUGCUGGAGAGCACGCCCUUCUCCUUCUCGCUGGACCUCGCCUCGCUUGCCUCGCGCCGGGAGUACCUGAACCUCGAGAAGUGGCUGCAGGAGACGCUCACUCUGCACCGCGACUCGCUCUUCAAGGCCUGCCUGCAGUUUCUGAGGGCCAAGCUGCUGCAGGACAGCCAGGAGGCCGGCGCUCAGAGAGUCAACCUGUCACUUGAAACGCUCGCCAUCUUCUUCAAGGUCCUCCAAGCCAACGCGCCACAGCUGCAGGCGCCCGAACUGGCUGAGGAGCUCAAGGCGCUCUACGCGUCCGCGUUACAGCUGCACCCGGCGCUGCAGAAUGUGGCUGUGCCUGAGCAGGCGCCUGCAGACGUGUUUGCGAGCGACAUAGAGGAGGAGGCGAACGCGUACUUCCAGAAGAUCUAUGUUGGGCAGCUGAGCAUUGAGGAGGUGGUGGAAAUGCUCAAGAGAUUUAAUGGGUCGUCUGUGCAAAGGGAGCAGGAUGUGUUUGCGUGCAUGAUUCAGAGCCUCUUUGACGAGUACCGCUUCUUCCCCCGCUACCCUGACAAGGAGCUCCGCAUCACUGCUGUGCUCUUCGGCUCCCUGGUGAAGCACCAGCUGGUCUCCUCUAUCACGCUGGGCAUCGCCCUGCGCUGCGUGCUGGACGCGCUAAAGAAGCCCCCCGACUCCAAGAUGUUCUCCUUUGGCGUCACGGCUUUGGAGCAGUUCCACCACCGCCUCGCCGAGUGGCCGCCCUACUGCAGCCACAUCCAGCACAUCCCGCACCUGCAGGAGGUGCACCCGCGCCUGUACGCGUUAGUGCAGGCUGCAGCAGCGGCGCCGGUCAGCAAGGGCGUGGCUGGGGAAGGUGUAUCUGGUGCGGGUUCGGCUGGUGGUGGUGGCGGUGGUGCUGCUGCUGGUACUGGUGCUGGGGGGAUGGUGGGGGCUAGUGGGGGGGUGUUGGUGGGAGUGAGAAAGCGGGUGCAGGAGGGAAUGGCGAGGGUGGGGGUGGAAUUAGUGGUCCUGCUGCUGUUAGUAGUGCUGCUGCCGCUGGUGCUGCUGGUGCAGCUGCUGCUGCUGGUGCUGCUGGUGGUGUUUCUGUUGCGGCUGCUGGGGCUGUUGGUGCUAGUGCUGCUGCUGGUGGGGGAGGAGGAGCAGUGGAUGGUGCAGCUGUAACCGGUGUAGGUGACAAGGGGAAGGGUGCCCCUGGUGGCGGCGAUACUGGGGCGAUGGGACCUCAAGGAGAGGCUGGGAAGACAGCAGAAGGCGUGGCAGGAAAGGGACAAG
Molecule: messenger RNA, 3071 nt
Organism: Closterium sp. NIES-67
Lineage: Eukaryota; Viridiplantae; Streptophyta; Zygnematophyceae; Desmidiales; Closteriaceae
Source: the annotation of a GenBank genome assembly